UUAUAAUGCAACGAUCCCGAGAGACUAUAAAUAAUAAAAUAUUGAUAUCACCAAUAUUGCAUAACAGUCGAUAUUUGAUAUUGGAUUGCAUAUCAGCCCUUCUUAAUAAUUAUAUUGUUGUCGUUGAAAAUUUUUUAUAAUACUGACUAGGUAAUGCAAGACAUAAGCAAACAUUGGAGUUAUAGAGUUAUUGUAACAUUACAAGAUUAUAACCAUUUAUUAAGUAGUGAUGAAAUUAUAAAUAACUUAGAGAGAUAUGAAAGUGGAGUUGAUAUCUUUCAAAAGUGUGUUAUCAAAAUUGGAAUAAAUUCGAAUGUUAUUGACACAACAAAUCAAAAAUUUACCUCGCAAUUCUAUUUAUUCUUAAAAAAAGAAACUUUAAAAUUCAUUCGAGGAGAAGGAAAUAUUACAUUCUCAAAAAAUGUUCUAAACGAAAUUGGUGGGGAAAAUUCAAAAUGUAAGGAAAAAUCAUUAAAUGAAUGCUUUAAAAAUUUCUUUAGUAAAGUAUUUAACACGGACGAAGUUCUUUCGGAGAACACAGAUUUUUUAAAUAAAAUAAGAAAAAUCUGCUGUCUUAAAGGCUCAAAAUUGAACUGAACAAGAAUUUGAAGAUGUAAAAUAAUAAAUCAUAAGAUUUAUUUAAUAUCGAUUAUGUAUUAAAUUAUCAUAUUUGUAAUAAUAUUGAUCAGUGUAAAGAUUGUUAAAUUCAUUGUUAUGUAUUUUGUAUAUUUUAUUUAAUGGUUAUAAUCAUACAAUUAAAAAGCGAUUUAAAAUGGAAAAAUCUUUAAAAAAA
Daktulosphaira vitifoliae (grape phylloxera) is the source of this 793-nucleotide messenger RNA. RefSeq lists its product as uncharacterized. The record is from RefSeq and is a predicted model, not a curated record. NCBI's taxonomy places the organism in Eukaryota, Metazoa, Arthropoda, Insecta, Hemiptera, Phylloxeridae. The coding region runs from base 154 to 597 and encodes 147 amino acids. The transcript has 4 exons.